AUAACUAUGUGCUUUGUACAAUUUGUCAUUUAGCACCUACCAACCCCCCUGCAACGGAGGUUGAAGUCUGCAUGACCUUCCUCCAUUUCAUGGUGGCUCACAACAUGGCUCCUCUGGGCCGUCUCUUGGUGUAUUACGUCAGGGAGAAUGGAGAAGGGGUCACAGACAGUCUGCAAUUCACUGUCAAGUCCUCCUUUGAAAACCAGGUUUCAGUGGCACUUUCAGCAAAUGAGACAAGGCCUGGUGAUGUUGUGAACCUCAAAGUUAAAGCCGCGAAGGGAAGCUGUGUCUGCAUUGCUACGGUGGAUAAAAGCGUCUACCUUCUCAAGACAGGUUUUCAGCUGACAUCUGCCCAGGUUUUCCAGGAGCUGGCAGAGUAUGAUGUUUCUGAUGCCUUUGGGGCUCCCAAGGAAGAAGGGCAUUUCUGGUGGCCAGGCAUGUCCUCACGCAGACGCCGCCGCUCCUCUGUCUUUCCCUGGCACUGGGAUAUCACCAAAGAUGCCCGCUUUGCAUUUACA
Molecule: messenger RNA, 518 nt
Organism: Chelonoidis abingdonii (Abingdon island giant tortoise)
Lineage: Eukaryota; Metazoa; Chordata; Testudines; Testudinidae
Product: C3 and PZP-like alpha-2-macroglobulin domain-containing protein 8
Source: RefSeq, a predicted model, not a curated record